AACAAGAAUCACAUGUGAAACAAAUAAUCACACACUAAAGCAAAACGUUGUAAUUUCGUUGGCGCCAAAUGUUUACUUUAAGAUUUAACGAAAGACACAUCAAGUGAUAACAAUUUGGAAGCAGUGAAAAUAUGCUGAUAGAGAAGUAAAACUGUGUUUAUGUUCGUGGAGUACGAAUAUAAUAGCACGAGGUGCAUAAUCCAGUGCACAGUUUCUCCAAGAUAACUGUUUCGUCUUUUUUUUUUUUAAUAUUUAUGCAAUUUUUAUGCUAUUGUGAAGUGAUAAAGCGAAUAAAUUUUAUAAUUAAUUUAAUCAUAUUAAUUAUACAGUGUUUUUCAAAAUUUCAUUUUACAAAAAUGUCUGAAACGACAAAAAAAUUUAUUCCAUUGGAAGAAUAUGUUUCAUCUAAGAAAAAUAACGAUAAAUCAAAUUUUUCAAUUGUUAAAUACAUAAUAAUAUUAAAUUGGUUACCAAAGUACACUCGGUUGGAUGCUGUUUCGGAUUUUGUAGCUGGAUUUUCGUUAGGAUUAACUCUGAUUCCUCAAAGUAUCGCAUAUGCUGCACUUGCAGGCUUAACAGCUCAGUAUGGUCUUUAUUCGUGCUUAAUGGGCAAUUUUCUCUAUCUUUUUUUCGGAACAAUUAAAGAAGUAUCGAUUGGUCCUUCAUCUUUGAUGUCACUUUUAACCUUGGAAUAUACGAGAAACAUGUCAGUGGAUUUUGUCGUGCUUUUUUGUUUUCUCGCUGGAUGCGUAGAAUUACUGAUGGGUGUAUUACGUUUAGGUUUCUUAGUAGAUUUUAUAUCGAUGCCCGUCACAUCAGGUUUUACUUCUGCUACUUCAAUUAUUAUUAUUAUUUCACAAUUGCAAGGACUUUUAGGAUUAAAGUUUAAAGCUCACAAUAUUAUUGACAAUCUACGAAAGAUAUUUCAAAAUAUCGAAAAUAUACGAGUAGCAGAUUUAAUUCUUGGACUUUGCAGUAUAAUAUUUCUUCUAUUUUUCAGACAACUAAAAGAUAUGAAUUGCUGUUUUGGAAAUGAUAAUAAUCAAAUAAAGAAAAAAAAUAACAAGAUGUAUUUGAAGAAAGUCUUGUGGUUUCUCUCCAUCUGUCGUAAUGCUUUGGUGAUUCUAUUUACUUCGACGAUAGCUUUUUAUUUUGAAAAAAUAGGAUCUUCGCCAUUCAUUCUUUCAGGAAAAAUACAAUCUGGACUUCCCAAUUUUUCUUUACCUCCAUUUUCAUCUCAUAUUGGAAAUGAAACUUAUACUUUUUGGCAAAUGACUUCUCACAUAGGAUCGGGAAUAAUUGUGUUACCUUUGGUGUCAGUGUUGGCAAACGUAGCCAUUGCUAAAGCAUUUGCUAGCGGUAGCAAUGUAAAUGCAACACAAGAAAUGUUAACGCUCGGUGUGUGCAAUAUAUUCGGAAGUUUUGUUUCUUCGAUGCCAGCUGCCGGAGCGUUCACCAGAAGUGCUGUCAUUUCUGCCAGCGGUGUACGAACGCCUAUGGCUGGUAUAUAUGUUGGAAUUAUGACAUUACUGGCAUUGAGCUUUUUAACACCAUAUUUUUAUUAUAUUCCACGUUCCACGCUUUCAGCAGUGUUAAUAAGCGCGGUAAUAUUUAUCAUUGACUUGAAAAUAAUAAAACUGUUAUGGAAAGGAUGCAAAAAAGACGCUGUUGCCGCAAUAGUAACAUUUUUAGUUUGUGUAAUGUUUGGCGUUGAAUUAGGACUUUUAAUUGGUGCUCUAUUUAGUUUGAUUUUCUUUCUUCGACCAUCUGCUAGACCAAAAAUCGAAGUGAUUCAAUGCAAGACACAACUUGAAGAUAAAUAUAUAAUACUCAAACCAGAUAAUGGAUUAUUUUAUCCUGCUGCGAAUUACUUUUGUAACAAGAUGAUGAAAAUAAUUCGCAAACAUGAUGAAAAUAAUAUAUUAUUUAUUAUUGAUUGUGAAAGAAUACAAAGUAUUGAUUACACAGCAAUAAAAGCAAUCGAAUUGUUAUCUGCAAAUAUCAAUGCUGAAAAGAAAAAAUUAUGGUUCAUGAAUAUUUCUUUACACACGUUUAAUAGUAUUGAAGCUUUUGCAAAUAAAAAAUAUUUCUACUUUAUUGAUGAUGAAGAUAAAAUAUCUUCUAUUUUUUAUGAUGAUAUUUUAAAUAACACAGAAACAACGAAAGGACAACUUUUAGAAAACAUGAUAGAACAUGGAACAUUCAUAUAUACCAAUGAUAAUAAAAAAGAGUCAGAAAUACAUCCAAAAUUUAUAACAAACUCUGCAGAUGGCACAGAAGAAAUUGCAUUAAUGUUAACAUCUUCACAAGAAAUUAAACAAAAUUGAUAUACCAUUUUUGCAAUAAUAUUUCCUCGUUCUCAAUUAAUAUUUUUGAUCAGAAAUGUUAUAAAUAAUGCGAAAUAAGGAAACAAAAUAACAAAAUAUUAUAUUAUACUAAUUUAUUGUUUUUAUGCAUUGUAUAUUUUACAUAUUUUUCCGCUCUAAAAAAAUGAAUAACGAUAAUAAUAUCAACUAAUAGUAUUGCUUUUAAGACUGAAAUAUUCUCUAUUGAAAACAUUAAUAUGUAACGGUUAAGUUAAUUUACUUGAAAUAUUCUAUUAAUAAUCAAACUUGAAAAGUACUUAUAUAUAUAUAAAAGUACUAUAUACAUAUAUACAUAUACACAUAUAUAUAUAUAUAAUAUGGCAAUUUUGAAAAGAAAAAAUACAGAAAACAUAUUUAUAAAUAAUAUAUAUAUAACAUAAUAAAAUGAAUAUUCAAU
Molecule: messenger RNA, 2763 nt
Organism: Apis mellifera (honey bee)
Lineage: Eukaryota; Metazoa; Arthropoda; Insecta; Hymenoptera; Apidae
Product: sodium-independent sulfate anion transporter
Exons: 11
Coding region: 255-2327 (690 amino acids)
Biological process (GO): transmembrane transport
Cellular component (GO): membrane
Molecular function (GO): sulfate transmembrane transporter activity
Source: RefSeq, a predicted model, not a curated record